UUGCCAACAGUUUCUGGGUACUGCUUUUUAAGCUUUCUAAAACCUAAACAACUUCAGCCAGCUUUGCAGAAGGAAGCUGUGGUUUUUGGUCUUCCUGCUCACUCAUUUUUUUUUUUUUUCUCAAUUGGGAGGCCUAACAUCUAACCAUGUUUUUUAACAAGUUGAGAAGGGAUAGAAAGUGCACAGCAACUGUUGACAGAGGGGAGGAACCAACAUUCCUCCAAAGAAAUUCUUCCUCAAACUGGGUGUCCACUGACAUAUUCCAUGGAGAAUGAGCCUGGAAUUGUGUCGCCAUUUAAACGAGUAUUCCUAAAAGGUGAAAAGAAUAGAGAUAAGAAAGCCCAUGAGAAGGUGACAGAGAGGCGCCCUCUGCACACUGUGGUGUUGUCAUUUCCUGAGCGCGUCGAGCCUGACAGACUGCUGAGCGACUAUAUUGAGAAGGAGGUGAAGUAUUUAGGUCAGUUAACAUCCAUACCAGGAUACCUGAAUCCCUCCAGUAGGACUGAAAUCCUGCAUUUCAUAGACAACGCAAAGCGAACCCACCAGCUGCCUGGACACCUGACCCAGGAGCAUGAUGCUGUGCUCAGCCUGUCUGCCUACAAUGUCAAGCUGGCCUGGAGGGAUGGGGAGGACAUCAUCCUCAGGGUGCCUAUCCAUGACAUCGCUGCUGUCUCCUAUGUCCGAGAUGACGCGACCCAUCUGGUGGUCCUGAAGACAGCCCAGGACCCUGGCAUCUCUCCCAGCCAGAGUCUCUGUGCAGAAAGCUCCCGGGGCCUCAGUGCUGGCUCCCUGUCAGAGAACGCGGUGGGGCCAGUGGAGGCAUGCUGCCUGGUCAUCCUGGCCAUGGAGAGCAAGGUUGCUGCGGAAGAGCUGUGCUCCCUGCUCAGCCAGGUCUUCCAGAUCGUUUACACGGAGUCCACCAUUGACUUUCUGGAUCGAGCAAUAUUUGAUGGGGCCUCCACACCCACCCACCACCUGUCUCUGCACAGCGAUGACUCUUCCACGAAAGUGGACAUAAAGGAGCCCUACGAUGCAGAGGCCAGCACUUUCUGCUUCCCUGACUCUGCGGAUGGGGGGGGGCUGCCGCCCCUGUCCUUCUGUAUGCAGACCUCGCCCCAUGGCAAGACAGUGAGCGAGAGCGAGCUGAGUACCAGCGCCACGGAGUUGCUGCAGGAUUACAUGAUGACGCUUCGCACCAAGCUGUCGUCACAGGAAAUCCAGCAGUUCGCCACGCUGCUGCAUGAAUACCGCAAUGGGGCCUCCAUCCACGAGUUCUGCAUCAGCCUGCGGCAGCUCUAUGGAGACAGCCGCAAGUUCCUGCUGCUUGGUCUGAGGCCCUUCAUCCCCGAGAAGGACAGCCAGCACUUCGAGAACUUCCUGGAGACCAUUGGCGUGAAGGAUGGUCGUGGCAUCAUCACAGACAGCUUUGGCAGGCACCGUCGGGCGCUGAGUACCAUCUCCACCUCCACCACCAACGGGAACAGGACCACGGGCAGCCCUGAUGAUCGGUCCGUGCCCUCAGAGGGGGAUGAAUGGGACCGCAUGAUUUCGGACAUCAGUAGUGACAUUGAGGCAUUGGGUUGCAGCAUGGACCAGGAUUCGGCCUGACGGGCGAUGGGAGCAUGGACAUCUUCCGCACAGUCCCAGGCCUUCCUGGGAGGAGAUGCCUGGCUCUGCUUGUCCGCCUCCCCCCCAGCCAGGGCUGGCACAGGAGGCCCCCGGCGGCCAGGUUCUCUACUGUGAAGGAGUGUGGAGCUGCCGCUGGACACGCACCCCGUGCCUUGUCCUCUGGGGCUCAGCCAUGCCGGGCCGGGCCAAGUCCCUGCUUGGGGAGGGCCAGUCCCGUGGACCUGGCCCUGGACAGCUAUUCAUUUUGCACAUGAUCUUCCUCUUGUAACUCUCAGAGACCUUAAAAAGAAGUUUACUACAAUGUGAAUAAUUUAAUCUCUAGUUGCCAAGCAUGUUUCUAAGUCUGUUGGGUGUCUGGUCCCUGUCCCUGGGGUAUGUCUGCCUGAUGCACCCCGUUAGGCCCAGUGGUUUUGGAGACUUGAGCAGCGCAGGCAGAUGAUGCUGAUGAUUGGAACUUUGGCUUUGUAGGCAUGAUGAAGGGCCCAUGUUCUGGGGUCUCCUGCAUGUGGUGCAGGCAGUGUGAGAGGACCCUGUCUUCUUGCCCAUGUCCUUGUCCCACCCCUUUUCCGUCCCUCAUGAGCGCUGGCCUCUGCCCUCCGGAUCCUUUAGACACCUCAGGGGAGCAAGGCCAAUCCAUGGCGGGAUGUCCUGGGCCUUUCCCAGCACAUGCAGAAACCACAGGGCUGGUUCUGCACUCAUGGGGGCUGGGGGGAGGUAAAACUCCUGAGGCUUCUUAGUAGUAUCCAGAGGGUCCCACAGGAACCUCCCUGAGCAGAGUGGAGGACCCCUGUGUCCAUAGCUCCAGAACAGGACCUAGCCAUAGACAGUGUUUCACAGAGAACUUUCCCUGUUGUGUGCUGUGUGAUUGGCCAGGGACAGCUGGCCUUGGGUAGUGCCAUCUCUAAAUGUAAUGCAGAUGACUAUCCUGGCAUCAGGAGAGGCAGAAGAUAAGCCACAAACUGUCCCCUGGACUCCUGUCUCACUUGCCAUAGCCCAUUUGUGCCCAGGUGUCUCAGCACCCCCACCCCCACACCAGACAUAGGUAGCACAGCCUUACAGGGCUCUCUGUGGAACCAAAAGAAACCAGGAUGCCCAUCCUCGACAUGGCCAGUGCUGCGGCUGCUCACAGGCCUUUGCCAGCAGGGAAGAUGUGAGGCACACAGCCCAGUGGGGCCUGAGGGGAUGGGGGGUGCCGUAGAG
Perognathus longimembris pacificus (Pacific pocket mouse) is the source of this 2829-nucleotide messenger RNA. RefSeq names its product CCM2 scaffold protein (gene Ccm2). The record is from RefSeq and is a predicted model, not a curated record. Lineage: Eukaryota; Metazoa; Chordata; Mammalia; Rodentia; Heteromyidae. Bases 265 to 1608 code for a protein of 447 amino acids. The transcript is spliced from 10 exons. Gene Ontology annotation, biological process: vasculogenesis; heart development.